AUGGAGACUUGUGAGAAAUUGUGUGGCAUCUUUGCCUCGACAGUCUUUCCGCUCAUGCCGCUGCUCCAUAUGCACAGCUUCGGCGAAGAUUUCAGCGAGUUCUGGAAGGAAAUCAAUCCAGGAAAUAUGCACGACAGCGAGCCAAGUCGAUUUCUUCAACGUAACCCCGGAUUUCUGGCACUUCUUUUGUCCAUUUUGUUCUCGAGCUUGGCAUCUGCCUCGUCAUCGUGGCUCAAGGAGUUGCUAGGGGAGGACAAUGUUCCCGAUAGACGCGAGAUCUAUUUUGCGGCCGCGAUGUCAACUACACUCACCGGAUUCCCUCGAAAACCAAGCAUCUAUUCACUAGCAGCGUACAUUUUUACCCAAAGCCAAUUCGCCCGGGAGGAAGACUUUCCAGACUCGCCGGACUUCAUCACCACGUCUUUCCGGGUUGCCCUUGGUAUGGGGCUGCAUAGGGAUUUCCCUAGCAGUUCGCUCACCGUAGCUGAGAUGGAGACGCGACGGCGGCUUUGGUUCUACAUUUGCCAUCUCGAUGUCAUGUCAUCUUGUAGCUCGGGUCUUUCGCCUCUUUUCAUUGACGAGAGGAUGGCUAACACUGAGGCAAUCUGUCUGUUUGACCGCCCAAAUGUUGGAAAUGCCCAAUCUGGCAACGAAGAUGGUACCCACCAAUGUGACUGUGGAAGAGAAGAAAGGCGCUUACUGACCAUGGCCGAUAGUUGA
Molecule: messenger RNA, 720 nt
Organism: Exophiala aquamarina CBS 119918
Lineage: Eukaryota; Fungi; Ascomycota; Eurotiomycetes; Chaetothyriales; Herpotrichiellaceae
Exons: 1
Coding region: 1-720 (239 amino acids)
Biological process (GO): DNA-templated transcription
Molecular function (GO): DNA binding; zinc ion binding
Source: RefSeq, a predicted model, not a curated record